Messenger RNA from Medioppia subpectinata, 1083 nucleotides. The record is from the annotation of a GenBank genome assembly. NCBI's taxonomy places the organism in Eukaryota, Metazoa, Arthropoda, Arachnida, Sarcoptiformes, Oppiidae.
AUGUUAACCUAUUUGUGCCGCAAAUGUCACCACAAGUUGCUGUCAGUGUUGGGUCGGCAGCGGUCACGGCCUCAACGGUGGUCGUCGUCGGCGAGUGUCGGCCGCAUAUCAAUCGCUGGCCAACGACUGCGCGGACUUUCGGUCGUAUUUUACGGAUCCGAUGAAUUCAGUUUAGAGACACUCAAACUCUUGAACCGAGACUUUGCCGGACAGACAACCGGCGAUCAGUCAAUAGAGCCGUUGAUAACGCGUCUGGACGUAGUGUUAAGCUCUGAGCUCAACGUAAUCGCGCGGUUUGCGGCCCAACACCGGCUGACCGCUCAUCGGUUUCCCUAUGAAUUACCCGCCGAUACGUACGAUAUCGGAGUCGUCUCGUCGUUCGGCCAUCUGAUCCCGAAGCGGGCGAUCAGCGCCUGUCGAUUAGGUAUGCUCAACAUUCACGGCUCACUAUUGCCGCGAUGGAGAGGCGCCGCACCCGUCAACUAUGCCGUACUCAACGCCGACGCCAUCACCGGAAUCACUGUUAUGAGGAUUAAGCCCAAGAAGUUCGAUGUCGGAGACAUUGUCUGCCAAAUGGAGUAUAGGAUACCCGACCGCAUCACUGCCAAAGAGCUGAAGCAUCUGUUGGCCCCCAUCGGCGCACAACUCUUAUGGAAGUGUUUACUCGAUUUAGACAAUCAUUUAAAUAACGCUAAACCGCAACCAAACGAAGGCAUCACUUAUGAGUGGUCAACGAUGACCGCCACAGACAUCGAUCGCCGAUUCCGCGCUUUCGACGGCUUUAUAGACGUUUACACGCAUUGGACGGACGGAACGCGUGUUCGGCUGCACGACAUGGUGUCGCCCGAAGUGGUGUCCACUCUAGAGCUCGACCGGCUGUGCGGCGGUCGGGAGCCGUCGCCCGGUUUCGUGUAUUACCAUAAAAAGCGGCGCAUUGUGUGCGUGCAGUGCGCGGCCAACACGUGGUCGGCGUUCGGGUCGUUGGCCCCGAAGGGACACAAACAGAUAUCCGCGCAUCAGUUUAACAACGGUUUUAUUAAACGGGCCGUAAAUCCAGUGGUUUUAGGCCAACAAAUGACGUAA